Drosophila yakuba is the source of this 973-nucleotide messenger RNA. Its product is annotated as 28 kDa heat- and acid-stable phosphoprotein. Bases 242 to 832 code for a protein of 196 amino acids. The record is from RefSeq and is a predicted model, not a curated record. Gene Ontology annotation, molecular function: RNA binding. Gene Ontology annotation, cellular component: cytosol. NCBI's taxonomy places the organism in Eukaryota, Metazoa, Arthropoda, Insecta, Diptera, Drosophilidae. The transcript has a single exon.
UUUAAUUCAAAAUACUUUUCAACUGAAGGCAACAAAGUGUGUUUGAAUAGCUAUUGAAAUUUUAUUUUCAAGCAGAAAUUUGUACAUUUCUAACGAAUUUUUGGAGCUGAGCAAAUAGUUUUUCUUGCAACGUGAUUUAAUUAAGCUGAUUUUGAAAGCAUCGACGAGCCUUGUGCAACGAGCAGCAGGACAUACACAUACUUCUGAUAAACAGGAUACAUAGGACACCGCUAGGAUCAUCAUGCCACGAGGAAAGUUUGUGAACUACAAGGGUCGCACUCGCCAAUUCACUUCGCCCGAGGAACUGCAGCAGGAGUCGGACGACGAUAGCGACCAGGUCAGCGGCUCAAUGGCAAAUGGCGAAGAUAAAGAAGCAGCCGUCGGUGGAGCCAGUUCAUCAUCCCCCAUAGCGAAGAAUCGGAGCUUGCAAAAGACGACUCGCAAUCAGAAGCUCACAUCAGCUGUGGCCGCUGGAGAAGCCAGUUCCUCCGAGGAUUGCGAAGAGGAAACUCGUGAUGCCAAAAAGGGCGUGGCCUCACUCAUCGAAAUCGAGAAUCCCAACCGGGUGGCCAAGAAGGGCCCACAAAAGGUCUCAGCCAUUAUGCUCGACCAAUCCAAGCCGGGUCUAUCCCGUCGCGGCCGAGAUUCGGCCAAGGAUCAGAGUGCACGUCAGCGUUAUGAGAAACUCCAUACCGCUGGUAAAACCACCGAGGCUAGGGCCGACUUGGCCAGAUUGGCUCUGAUCCGGAAGCAACGUGAGGAAACCGCCGCCAAGCGGGCGGCGGACAAGAAGGCAGCCGAUAUGGUCACCAAGAAGCCGUUUGCCAAGUAGAGAAUCCAUUCUUUUGAACCUUCACUUUCGCAAAAGGGGCUUAAUAAGAAAUUUUGAGAUAUUUAAAACAACCGCUAACAUCAUUUUAUGGAGGGGGCUGAAACUGUUUCAGAAUAAAUUCCCGUUAACAAGCAUUCCAAA